AGAGGGACAGGACUCCCUCCCCUAAAAUAUGGGGAAACAAUGUAUCGGAGAGGAGAUGCUCCGGGUUACUUUGUUGUAACUAGUUUUCAAGAGCACAUCGGGACGGGCUGGGAAGUAUGAAGGAGAUGGUUGGAGGUUGCUGCGUGUGUUCUGACGAGAGGGGAUGGGCUGAGAAUCCUUUGGUCUACUGUGACGGGCAUGGUUGCAAUGUUGCUGUUCAUCAAGCUUGUUAUGGAAUCGUUCAGGUCCCAACUGGUCCCUGGUUCUGCAGGAAGUGUGAAUCUCAGGAGCGAGCUGCUAGAGUGCGCUGUGAACUCUGUCCCCAUAAAGAUGGUGCCCUCAAGAGGACUGAUAAUGGAGGUUGGGCCCACGUAGUCUGUGCUCUUUACGUCCCAGAGGUGCAGUUUGCUAACGUUAUCAGUAUGGAACCCAUUGUGCUGCAGUAUGUUCCCCAUGAACGCUUCAACAAGACCUGUUACCUCUGUGAAGAACAAGGUCGGGAGAGCAAGGCAGCCACCGGAGCCUGUAUGACCUGUAACCGGCAUGGCUGUCGACAGGCCUUUCACGUCACUUGCGCUCAGAUGGCUGGCCUCUUGUGUGAAGAACAGGGCUCGGAAAUCGAUAACGUGAAGUACUGUGGUUACUGCAAGUACCAUUUCAACAAAGUGAAGAAAUGUCGGCAUUCGGCUAGCACUGCCUAUGACCAAGGCCUCAGUGAUUCGUCAUCCCAUUCUCAAGAUAAACUGAGCUCCCUGUAUGACAAACAGAGGAAGAGUCGAAAGGACAGGGAGAGGCCCAAGCAGAAACUCAAGAAACCUACAGAAUCGUUGAACACUGUCGUUAGCACGGUUACAGUUACAGCAGAAAAGACUUGCACAACUGCUGGCAGCAGCAGCAGCAUCUACAUGUCAGGGACCUUGAGAGGUUUGGAUCAACCCACAGCUCCCUUUACCAAUAAACAUUUCCAGGGAGCAACUGCGCCGCACGUGAGUGGGAAGGAGACGACAGAGGUCACCAAGUCAGAGGUCAAAGGGAAGAAGGCUCCUAGUCAUGGCUCCAGCCAAAGGGGACGAAAACCAGGCAGCGGGAAGAGCUUGGCCAGUGUUUCCACCGUGUCAUCAGCAAGUCCAUUUCAGCAAGGCAGUCUCCUGAGCACCUCCAGCAGUUCACUGCAGCCCUCCCAGGAGGUUGGAAUAUUCAGCAAGCCUGACCUGCGAGGGGACACCUACUCAGUUGGUCGCAAUUCCUCGCAGAGUCCGGCCUCCUACGACACAGCAAAAGGGGACGUUUUUGCGGCUGAGGGGACUCUGUCGAGCUUCAACUCUUUGAUCCGCUUCAGCUCUGCCCCUCCCGCCCCGAAGAAGCCGCCCGAAAGCUCCCCCACGGACUUCAGGACUUCCGGUGGGAUGGGUGGCCCUUCGAGCGGGGGAACCGGUUACAAGAGGCCGCAGCCGGUAGCUGGGAUGGAAGAGGAAGAGACGGUGAAGGAGAAGAGGCACAAGGCUAGCAAGAAGAGCAAACAUGGAAGGGGGAGGCCCAAAGGGAGCAAGAACGAGAGCAGCCCAAGUCUCGCCAUCCCUAUCUCCCUCAUCACGUCAUCAGCAACUGACCUGAGUGGAUGCAUCACUAGCCCCGCACUCCCAAAGUUAACAUCGUCAACAAGUUACAGUGGAGCCAUCCCGAGUCUGUCUAUUGAACCUUCACUUCUGGGUUCAGGUGUCUAUGCGAAUAAGGAAAUUCCCUUGACACUCAGCGGCGGAAUGUUAGGAACUGGAUGCAGCACGCCCCUUUCAUCCAAUAUCCUGCCCCAUCACCGGACUGGCCACCUGAUGCACCUCAGCCGACCAUCACUACCUGGGACCAUGACUGCUACGGCGUCCAUUAGCUCCUCGCAGGUGCUCUCCUUACCUGGUUCAUCGUAUAAUCUCACUCCUUCCAAUGUCUUUGGAGGACCAAUCACACCUGGUUCAUCCAUUACUUCACUGUUAAACCCGGUGGAAACCAGUCAAACAGAACCGGAUCUGGACGACAACGAUUGCAGUUUUGUCUGCAGAGGCAGUUCAUCCAGGGGGAGCCUAUCUCCAACCUCACCCAUUGGCGGCUUGUCCAUGUUGUACGAUCAGACCAUACCGAGUCAGCUGGAGAAUGUACCACAAACAACGUCUAACAUAGAGGAGCUCCUGGACAAGCACUGGAGUGGAGAGGGAGGCAUUGACAUUGUGGACAUGUUAAAAUCAUUACACCUGCUUCAGUUAGAUAACCGACGCUUACAGGAACAGAUCAUGAAUCUCUCUGCAAAGAAAGAGCGUCUUCAGCUGCUGAAUGUCCAGCUCUCCAUCCCUUUUGCAAGUGUGACAUCCAGCAAUGGUCCGUCCUCCCAGGCACAUUUAAUGACCUCCCAGAAUGCUUGCAGCUCUGAGUUGCUGAACAGCAGUAAGAGUCCCCCCUCAAAAGGCAGUUUCAUAACCGAGAACUCGCUCUCCGCAUCAUCAGAGGAUCUCCGCUCUGGUUGCCACAGUAGAAGCAGUUCAUCUUCCUCUUUACAGAGUACCCCACCUCUUCCUCUCCCUCCACUUCAACAAAGUCCGGUCUCACUCCAAAUCCCAGGCAUGACUGGAAUUCAGCAGCAGGUCAAUGGCCUAACCAGGACCUGCGUGGGAAGCCUGAGCACUGGAGUUUCCAUGGCAACUACCGCCUUCUCCACCACGCCAACGAUGGGCGGGAUGAUGGGAUGCCCUCCAGGAAACCAGUUGACCAGCAACGGUAUUGUCGGUCCAUUGAAUGGUGUCAACCAAUCGCCUGCAUCUGUGGCAUCGAUCCAUAACUCCCUCCCACAUACAUCUGCAUCCCUUAAUGUUCCACCGCUAACCAGCCUCUCUAACAGCAGCGUCUCCAGAGUGGGCCAAAUACCUGACCAACAAAGACAGUUCCUGUACCAACAGCAACAGCAGCAGCAGUUACAACAGCUACUGACCUCUCAGCAGCUCACUCCGGACCAGCAAGCAUUGAUUUAUCAGAUGAUGCAACAGCAACAGCAGCAGCACAGACAGCGUGAGCUCCAGCGGCUACAGAUGUCUGGAACAUCACAACACCCCGUCACCAAUCUCUUACAAGGAUCUCCGUCCCUGCCUGUCCACUCAGGCCCAAAUAACUCUUUCCUUUCUGUUCACACCGACAACAGUGUACAGAAAGCACAGAGAUUGAAUGACAAAGUCAAUCAAGAGAAGAGCUGACGUCCUGCAGCACAGCAUGAUGGUGCAUUGAGGGCAAUGAUCCAGGGCCCUUCUCCUUCACAACUUCUCUUGAAGUCAAAGGCCAUGGGUCAAGAGUUGAAAAGCCUUGGAUAUCUGCUGCUGACUGACGGGCUCUGGCACAUGGAGGCAGAAGGAAAUAACCUGGAAGGAAGAGGACUCGUUGCAUCCUCUCGGGAAACAACAAAUGAUGCUUCUUUGCAGAGUGGGGGUGUGGGAGCUACUGGAAUGUUUUGGUAUCUUUAAUCGAACAGCAGUUCCCUAGCGAGUCAUUGGAAUCACAAGCAGUGGAAAUUUGAGUUUGCCACUGUGGUGGAAAUUAGGAAAAUGGAUGUUGCUGCUGUAUAGACUUCAAAGAACCACCUCUCGGCACAGAGUCAGAGGAUGGGAAAAACUUUUAGCGUACCAUCCAUCUGUCUGAACUUGUGGUUAGCAAUAUCUUUGGUAUCUUCCCCGGCAUUGUCUUCUAUGUCAGCUAUCGCAUCUUAUUUUUCCUUUUGUUUUGUGUUUAUGUGUGUGUGUAUUUGUGUUCAGUCGAUAUGUGACACAGACAACUGUUUGAAGAAUUAUUAUCUUUAAACAGACAAAGCUAUGAGGCAGAGGAUGGUUUGGGCUUGCUGAAGACAGUAAGUUGCUGCUGAAGGCACCCUGCACGUGGACUAUGUAACCCUCCUCCUCCUCCUCCUCCUCCUCCUCCUCCUUCUUCUUCCCAAACUGGAUGAGUGGGAAAUACCUGGAGUUCAGAGAGCUUGAACCAUCAGGCCAAAGUGUGCCAGGUUUAGACUUCUGUUCGUAUGUGCACCAUGAGUUCCAGAAAUAUUGCCUGAUAUAAUGAGGAUAUUUGAUGAGCAAUAUUUUUGUGCGGGGUUGGGGGGAUGAUUUUUUUUUAAUAUAUAAUGUUGUUCAUUCGGGAUUUGUAGCCUUACUCCUUGAGAAGAUGUUGGUGAGCUGCUUUCUUGAAGUGUAGUAAUCCAGGCUUGCCCAGUGCGGUAAGUAUUGUGUUCCAGGGUUUUGACCCACUGAUGCUCCAAUCCCUUACACCACUGGGUGGUUUAUAAUUCAUACCAGCAUUGGUAGAAGCCCAAUGUUACAUAACCUUCUGAUUCAGGAAAUGAAGCAGCCCUUGAGAGGCGAGAACAAGAGGCCGAGAAUAAAAUAAUGAAGAUGUGUAAAAUAAGAAAAACCAGGUUUCCUCACACUGAGUAUGAUGGAAACUUGAAAUAAAGCUAGGAAGUGUGCUGUCGGAAGGAGAAAGUCCGUUUUAGCCUAGGAUCUCGAUCAAAAGCUGACCUGCACUUUCUCUUUCAGACACUGAGCAACCUGUAACCUGUUUUAUUGCUGUGCAAUCUGAGCUCAGACUGGUUGAGUUUUCCCGCCAUGAUUUGCUCUUCAUCACAAGAGAGCGCGAAGAGUAGACCGUGGCUUAAUGGGAUCAUGGUUGAUGUUGCAGAUUUGUCCUGUGACUGUCCACUCAUCUCUCUGCGAAGAUUUCAUGCUAACCUCUGUGAAGCCAUAGUUUCCCUUUGCAUUACUUCUCUCUUUCCUCAACAGGCUUAGACCAGUAAAACUGAGCUGUAUCGCCUUAUCCUCAAAUGUCAUUGAAAGGGCUAAUUCAGCCUGACACCGACCUACAUUUGGUUGGCCACAGUGUCUCUAUUGGGACUGUGCUGUGUUGCUGGAAUGUUUCGCACAUUGGGUCAGUUCGGUUUGAAGUUUUAGCUGGUCAGAAAUGGGACGUUUUCUGAAUGUUGUGUGGAUGCUGGUUUUACAGGCUGCCUGUAGGGACCUGGAGUGUGGGAGGCCCAUUAGAGACUUGAAUCUUUGAGAGGAAGCCCCAAGGGAGUGGGAGUCUCAGGGGCCCUGCCAACGAUCAGGUGUCUGGAGCACUCUUAUUCAUGUUGGCAAAGGUCCGUGGUGCUUUCAGGAGGUGAAGCCCGCUGACCUUUGGAUCCGAACAAAGCUACAAUUAACCCAUGACAUUCUACUAUCUCAAUAAUUCCCUGCUGUGACAUUGCAUUUCUAACUGGCUGAGCCACACCAGUUCCAAUCCCAUUGCCCGCCCGUAAACCAGUGGCUACUUGGGAGGAUGAUUGGUUGGCUGACCAGGAAAUCCUGCUAUUUUGUUGCCCCAUCUGUGAACAAUGGUGGCUAAUAGACUGAACUGUUCCAGAUGGUUUAACUUGACGUGGUGUGACCUUGCUGAUGGCUGAGCUUCCUCAUGUUGGGGUGGGUUAUCGCUUUUGGUGCUUGUGUCCUGUUACCGAGCUGCUGUGGCCAGUAAACGUCAGACCGGCAGAAUUGCCAUUUUCCUCUUCCAUCACUGGUAAAUCUUGUGCUGACAGUCAACAUCUGGAAUCUUCAUGCCACCGUCGCAAACAUCCUUACAGAGGACCUUUGGGUGUCCAACACGUCAACUGACUCCAGCCACCUCACCACUUGGGUCUGUGGCCAUAUUGCAGUCAAGCCAGAACGAACCGAAUCCAUCUCUGGUUGAUGAGUGCCAACAGACUUGGGGUGGACUCCGUCCACGAAGGGACAAAUGCUUUCUUAUUUUUGUGACUUUUGAUUAAUUUCUGAGUUUUGCUGUCAAAACGCCUUGAGUCGACCUGUUGAGUUUGCUUUACUCGGUGAUGGUCAAUGUCUGAGACCCAGGGCACACACUGUGGGCUUUCUUCACUAGAAACACAGCUGCAGUCCACUAACAGAAGCAACUACAGCAGGGAAAAGAAAGGCUUGUGUUUCUACAGGAAAGAAUUUCCGUCCAAUGGGACCAUCUAGCAAUGAUAGGUUUUGGAUUAUUUGAACCAAUACGUUCUGGGGACUGGGUUGGGAGGUUGAUUUGUGAUGUGUCUUGCAAUACUUGCACUUUAUAUGGAAAUCAGACUGCUAUGCAUCAUUGAUUGAGAAUAAUUUCUUCCUGAGCUUUUCACUGUGCUGCCCCAAUCCAGUGGAAAAUUCCCAGUCGGUUUUGAUCUCAUGCUGUUGCAGUUGGAAGCAUGAAUAAACUCUGCCCUAUAGAUGUUUAGAAUGAUGCUAAGUAUAGCUGACAGUAUACUUCCUCUUCUCUUGCCAUCAUCCUUCAGGUUAAUGAGGGACCUAGCACAAUUGCCAACCCUCCAGGAUUGCCUUGAAGUCUCCAGGAUUAUUCAAGGUUGCAUGCAAAUUUGGUGGGGGAGGGGGACAGAAAAUUCAUAGGAAGCAACAAAUUUUUUUUCUCCAAAUUAAUUUUACUUGCAUACUAACUAUCAAAGCAAUCUUGGACAUGGGAAUAAAGGACUGUUGAUCGAAAGGUCAAGAAUCACUCGAUUGGGUAACACACAGGAUAUUAGCUUUCCUAUUGGCAAUGGGAAGGUGGGCAGUCACCAUGAUGGACCUGUCAAGCGGCCAAUGGUGGGAACUUGGAGGCAGGCAGUUUGGAGGCUGGAGAUCCAGGAAUGAAGCCUCCAGGAAAAAGUCCGAGUGGAGUUGGCAACUCCAGUGAAAUGCAUCCCAAUUUCUGCUCAACAUGCUAAAAGGGUCAUUUGGAGUGUGGCAAUUUCUGCCAAAGGAACUUCCAGUGUUUCUCAAGAAAAGCAAUUUUGAUAGAUAUAUUUUAAAAAAACAGCUUUAUUCAGAAACCUUUGUAAAUAAAAUACACAGGAACUGUACAAAACUGUGGGUGCUAUUGAGGGACGCUGCAAUAAUGAAGAAGCAGUUUGUGUGGUUCAUCCUGUAAAUGAGGAAGGCAGUCAAUUAAAUCUUCUUGGUUUUAUAUUGAUAGAAAACUUCCAGUUUAAAAAAAAGUUUAACUUGUAUUCAAGAAAGCUAUGUUUUCUUAGGAUCCUUAACUAUCUUCCAUUCUUUGCAAUUGCCUAAAUAAUUGGGGUUCAAACAGUUGAAUUUCUCUCACACAUUAACCCAGCCAUGUGGUGUUGGUAACACCAGCCAGCCCAUUCUGUAAUGGCCUGUCCACUUUAAAUUACACUUUGAUUAAAGGGUUAUAUCUGAGACACUGGACUUCUGUUUAACUUCGAUUGAUUGGAUGAGUUCUGUGUUGUUCCUUCAGAAUUAUUGGCAAGAAUAUUGGGGUUGUGUUGUUGGGGAGUGGGGGCGAGGGGCGUUGCUGGAUAUUGGGAUGUUGUGACUAGGAGAUGUGGUAUAUGGAGGUGAGUGUCAGUGGUUGAAUUCUAUAAGCUGACAAGACACUAUUAAAUUAAAAGAGAGCUGGAAAGUGCAGAGUUUAUCGCUUUCAGUGUCACACACUCACUUUUGUAAAAAUUAUCAAUUUUUGUUUGCCCCUUCCCAAGACUGAGAGUCGACCCUUGGUCUCAAUCUUAUCAACAGCUAGGCAACAGUUGGGCAUUGAAUUGUUCUGGAAGACUGUAAUUAUUGAAGUUGUGGUGGGGCGCGGGCAGGAUCAAAGUAAAAGGGGAUCUUACACUUGAUCAUCAUCUCACAGCUGCUACUAUGAAGGGCACAUAUGUAUCUGUACAAGAGACCUUAACCCCUUCAAGUGGAAAUAAGCUGUAAGAAAAUUGUAUGCUGUCUCUGCUUCUACCAUCUUGCCAUCAAUAGCAUUAGUUUUGAAUCAAGUCCGGUGGAUCAUUUCAUAAUUAAAUGAGUGCUAUCUUUCUCGUUAGCUAUUUGAAUAUUUCAUAGUGCUCAGAGUGUCAUGUGUUUACGAACCCAGUUUAACAAUUCGGAGUUGGAUCCCUGAUGUACUUUGCUGACAAAUCAAAACUCUUAUUGUUUCAAUUUUUGACAAAGAACAUGGAUAAAUUGCCCUUUAAAACAAUACAGAGCAGAACAGGUCCUUCAGCCCUCUAUGUAGCUCCAAUUUAUGAACUAAUCUAAGCCCAUCCCCCACACUAUCCUCUCAUUAUCCAUAUGGUUAUCCAAGGACUGUUUAAAUGCCCCUAAUGUGGCUGAGUUAACUGCAUUGGCAGGCAGGGCAUUCCACGCCCUUACGUUUUUUGUUUACUUUCUAAGUAAAACAAUGCAAAUCAAUCAUGUAAUGAUAAUAACCUUUUGUGUGUGGAAGUAAUGUAACCUAUACUUCAUUAUCCCAAUGACGAACUAAUGUUAGUGCGAUUUUGUGUGGAGGUGUUUAAUGUUUAUACCAAAAGGAAUGAAACUUGAGCGAUAAUUAAGGGAAGCUUCCUUCCACAUGCGUAGUGCAUCUGAAUCAUUAAGCUGUUCUAAUGAAAAAGGGUCUUUGAAAAUUUGUUCAUGGCAUGUGGAUGUUGCUAGUUAGUCCAGCAUUUAUUGAUCAUCCCUAAUUUCCCAAGAGAAGAUGGUGUUGAGCUGUCUUCUCGAACUGCUGCAGUCCUUGGGGUAUACAUUCAGAGUGCUAUUAGGAAGGGAGUUUCAGCAUUUUGACCUAGUGAUACUGAGUUUCAUUAUGAUUUGCUUCAGUGUAACUUGGGUCUAGGAUGGGUCCAGGAAUUGUAGUUAAUCCUAGGACACUGCUAUGAGUGUGACUCCUGAGAAAAAUAAUAGGAGCAUUAAAGUAAAACUUUUUGAAUUUAUUUAUCCAAUUUUCUUUGAUUUUUUUUUGCUUUAUGUAGUUGCAAAAGUCUUGGAAACUGAGUGAGGUGAAACUCCGUCACCAGAGUCAAGAAUCGUCCAAUUGAAUAGUAAAGAGCCUGUUUCUUUCUCCAAUUGGCUGGGGAAAGGGAGCAUCACAGGGGGGGGGUGGACUUAUCCAAAACCUUGUGGUGGGAAAAUAGAGGGGCAGUUUGAGUUUGGAGGUCACGAAAUGUAACCUCCAGGAAUAUGUCUAAUCAGAUUUGGCUGGCUCACCUGUACCAGGCAGAGCGGUAACAUGCGUGGUCAGGCUCUAAAUGAUGAGACAUGUUUGCAGGCAGCAUAUGUUAUCAGGAACAUGAUAACUAUCAAUUUGGUCAAUACCACAUGUCUGUUUGGUUCACAAUGAUUCUGAUUGUUUGGGUUUUUUUUAGAAAUAGAUGAUUUAAUAAUGAAAGUAUCAGAGUGGGGAUUGAUUUGGAUGACCUAGUUUUGGUCUCCAUUAUAAUUUGUUAUUUGUUUUCCUAUGCACUUUUUAAAUGUGGGAGCGGUGGGCAUCUUGUGAUUGACCGUCAUGUGGCACACUGUAAACUGGUUUCACUGUUUUUGGUAGAGUUUGUAGCAUUUCAUAUAAACCGGUGUUAAACCGUAGCUACAGACAAUUCGACACAUGGUGUAGCAUCAGGAUUCUGUGCAAGUAAUGUAAAUAAUUGAAGACAAGCAUCAUUGUAAAAAUGUCUCCUUUUAGAUUACAGAGCAUUUAUAAAAUGUACCAUGCAUUUUUUAAAAAAAUGUUUUUAACGUUCAACUUGUUAAACUUGUGUAGAGGCUUAUCUUAGGAUAAUGUAACACCCACCAUGACUUGGUACAAUGCCCAGUGUGUAACUUGGGUCACCCACAAUUGGAAUCUUCCAGGUGUGCGUGUGACUCAUCUGUCCAGUCAGCUAGUUGUAGUUGGCACGCAGAUGGCGGGAUGCUGCAAUUUCUCUCGUGCACAAUCCAGAGGGUUCUUGCCUCAGACACAAUGACCUCCCAUCAGAAGAAACAUUCAUGAGUGACCAUUGGGAGGAGGAUGGGAUUGCUCAAUGGCGAAGCUUUCCACAGUUGAAUUGCUGUCCGACCCCCUCCCUCACGGAUCACGCACUAUUUUGCAUGAGUAGGUAGCCCAUCAAGCAUCUGCAGAGGUGCAAAUCACAUUUGAGGGAGAAAUCCACAGCCCGAUCAAGACAAGGAAUGAAAGGAUUGUUCUCUGGCUGCACCCUGUGCGCUCAUGCAUUUUUCUUAAAUAGUCUGAUGUUCGUAACUCUGAGUAGAAAUUGUACAGGUGCUUCAUUCAAUUUGUAAAUAAACUCAUUUCAAAUAUUAUUUGUCAAAAGUAGAAAAAAAACAAAAAAAAAACUAAAUAUUCUCAUUUGUAAUAUUUCUAUGGGAACAUUUUGCCUUAGAAAGAGAUUUAUCUGUCUGGGUUUAUUUAUUUGUUUUUUUUUAAAAUAACUUUACAAUUAUACACAGAACUGUUGCUGAUGGUCAUGUUGCCUGUGUGCAACAUGUGAAUUGAGUAAAUGUAAGAGAGAUAUUUUACU
Hemiscyllium ocellatum (epaulette shark) is the source of this 10339-nucleotide messenger RNA. Its product is annotated as protein AF-10-like. The transcript has 20 exons. Gene Ontology annotation, biological process: regulation of transcription by RNA polymerase II. Gene Ontology annotation, molecular function: histone binding; nucleosome binding. Gene Ontology annotation, cellular component: nucleus. Bases 117 to 3233 code for a protein of 1038 amino acids. The record is from RefSeq and is a predicted model, not a curated record. NCBI's taxonomy places the organism in Eukaryota, Metazoa, Chordata, Chondrichthyes, Orectolobiformes, Hemiscylliidae.